AUGGAGUUUCUUCAACAGGAGGAAUUUCCUCAUCCUCUAUCCCGUGUCAAGCAAUCAGCUGGAUAUAGAUUUUCAUAUCAGAUAGGUGACUCUUUAAUCUGGCUUGGAAUUCGAGACAUGAUAAAUGAUGUUUGGAAGAAAAAGUUGAAUCUGCGACCUAUCACUUAUUUUAGUGGUUAUCAAGGCUCUGAGAAUGAUAUUCCACAUAGAUACAUAUGGAGUCCUCAUCUUGUUCCUAAACCAAAAGAUUGGGGACCUAAAAUUUAUGUGGUUGGAUUUUGUUUCCUUGAUCUCACAUCAAACUACAAACCCCUUGAAGAACUUGUAUGCUGGCUUAAAGCUGGCCCAAAGCCAAUCUACAUUGGCUUUGGUAGCCUUUGUGCUAAAUUUGGGAAGCUGAACAAAUCGGUUGAGUUCCCAGAGAUUUUAGACAUGGCUCCAUAUGUUAGUGGGUCAAGUGAUAAGUCGCCAGUUUACAGGCUUUAUGGGGUGGUGGUUCAUGUAGAUACAAUGAAUGAUGCCUUUUCUGGUCAUUAUGUUUGCUAUGUUAAGAAUCAUCACAAUCAAUGGUUCAAAUUUAACGACACCAUGGUGAAUGAGGUGGAUCUUCAACAUGUACUAACAAAAGGCGCAUACAUGCUCUUUUAUGCAAGAUGCUCCCCACGGACCCCACGAUCAAUACGCAGCUCAAUAAUCCAGCAUUAA
Messenger RNA from Lactuca sativa (garden lettuce), 705 nucleotides. The record is from RefSeq and is a predicted model, not a curated record. NCBI's taxonomy places the organism in Eukaryota, Viridiplantae, Streptophyta, Magnoliopsida, Asterales, Asteraceae.